Molecule: messenger RNA, 2737 nt
Organism: Solea solea (common sole)
Lineage: Eukaryota; Metazoa; Chordata; Actinopteri; Pleuronectiformes; Soleidae
Gene: tmed5
Product: transmembrane p24 trafficking protein 5
Exons: 4
Coding region: 127-804 (225 amino acids)
Biological process (GO): endoplasmic reticulum to Golgi vesicle-mediated transport; Golgi organization; intracellular protein transport
Cellular component (GO): endoplasmic reticulum; endoplasmic reticulum-Golgi intermediate compartment; Golgi apparatus
Source: RefSeq, a predicted model, not a curated record
UCCUGAGAACAUUUUUACAGAAGUGAAGUUUGGGCGAGCACAGCCAGCUGCCCUUUCACAUACACAGUGGCGGGCUACUGUAACUCAGUUUGGGUUCUGUUGGACUCGUAGACACACAGGCAGACUAUGGAGCUGCUCCGAACAUUUUUGUGUGUUUUAUCAGUGUUAGUCUCGGAGAGGUUUGUGGCGCUUGAUGCCUUCUCUCAGUCUAUGGACAGUGACUUCACGUUCACUCUACCCGCCGGUCGAAAGGAGUGUUUCUACCAGACCAUGAAGGAGGACGCCUCGCUGGAGAUUGAAUAUCAGGUAUUAGAUGGUGCAGGCCUUGAUGUAGAUUUCUUCAUCUUCUCUCCCUCUGGCAAAGUUCUCUUCAGUGACUACCGCAAAUCAGAUGGGGUACACACCGUUGAAACCGAGGAAGGAGACUACAUGUUCUGCUUUGAUAACACAUUUAGUUCCCUCUCUGAGAAGAUCAUCUUCUUUGAGUUGAUCCUAGACAAUGUGGAAGUAGAUGAAGACCAUGAUGACUGGAAGGAAUAUGUUCAUGGAACAGACAUGGUGGAUAUGAAGCUAGAAGACAUUAUGGACACGAUCAACAGUGUUAAGGCUCGGCUUAGCAAAAGUGUACAGAUCCAAACAGUGCUGCGAGCAUUUGAGGCUCGAGACAGGAACAUCCAGGAGAGCAACUUUGACAGAGUGAACCUUUGGUCUGUAAUAAAUCUCAUCCUCAUGAUGUUGGUGUCAGCGGUUCAGGUCUACGUAGUUCGAUCGCUGUUUGAAGAUAAAAGGAAAAUCCGUACAUAAUGCUUCCCCUAAUGGAGUGACGGAGAAGCUGAUGCACUUGCCCACAGAUAACUUUGGGAUUUUUUUUUCUCAGCUGAUCCGCGAUCUCCCAGCUUGUGACUCGAAACACAAGAUAUUUUCCAACCAUGCACACAUACAGAUAUACUGAUAUUCUUAAUAACAAUGUUGCCACAAUUAUUAAUAUCCAGUCCACUGGAAUUUAAGGGUCUGGUUUGGAGCAGAAACAUACAUCUGUCAGUCUCUCAACUUUGUAACCUCAACCUCUAUGACAGGAAAACAUUUGCCUUUCUUGUUUUAUUUUUGUUUAUUUUUAUAGCCCUAACUCUUUAAGAAAAAAAAAACAAAAAAACAUGAACAUGCAUGGUUGUAGUGCAACUAUUUUUCCAACAAAAUCUAAAAUGAGAGAGCCUUAAAUCAAAAUUCUGAUUCAGAGAUGUUUUAUCUGAGCGCUAGGUUGAACAAAAUGAAGAAAGGGUACAGUGUCCAAAUAGGACUGGGAAAUGCAUCCACUCUGCCAGCAUGUCUUCCUAUGCAUUAGCCAAUCUUAACAAUGUACCCAUAUUAUUACAUAAGAUGCCUUUGUGGUUUGUCAUUCAGUCUGGCAAUAUUUCUUACUUGUUGACCUUUUAUGACAAAACUGAAAUUACUGGCCUUUAAGUAGGGCCACUUUGCUAAUGCUGCUCUUUGGCACGUACGGGAUCAUGGAGGAGGAGAAACAGAACUAGACCAUCUCCAGAGCUCUACCCUAUCCUGUGUUUUCUCCCCACCCUAUCCUGUGUUUUCUCCCCUCUGCCAAGACUAUAGCCUUGUGGCCCACAUGGCUGCUAACUCCACGACCCUCCCCUGUGGCAUGAUGUGAUGGGUGUCUGCUUUCAACCACCCACUGUGUGAAGAUGUUGAGCCUGCCUCUCUCUGGUGGUAACACAAGUCUAUUUCUAUCUUACUGACACCUGCAAGGUCAUUACCACUACUACGUGUGUACACUGCUCAGUUUAAUAAACAUAAGCAGUUCACUACUUUGGCUAUAUCAGCAAUCUUUUGAAAUGUUAAUAAUGUGUAUUGAAUCUGAUAUUCAAAUCUUUUAUUAGCCAAAUAUACAAACUACUCUCUGAUCAUUGCACUGCCACUGAUUCCACACAACAUAUUUCUAUAAUUUCACAGUUUAACAUUUUGGAUCCUGGAGUAUUUAUUGAAUUAUGGGGGAUUCCUGGUAACAGGUCCAUUAUUUGUUUUACAUGUGAAUGAAGGAGCACUGUUCAAGAGGCUUUUAUGUCAUUAUUUGUUUCUAGGCUAUUAAGAUGCUCAGGUAUCUUGUGACAGGUUGCAGAGAGUAUUUCUGGUAUUGGUAUUUACUGAGCUUCACAGUUAAAACAUUAUUGCUCUCCCCCCCCUGGCUGAAAGCUCCAUGUUGCCAUCUUCUGAAUUUUCCUUUUUCAGAGCUCAUACUGUGACUGUGCCAUAUGUUGAAAAUGCUGUAAAACUAAACUUUGAACAGUGUAAUUAUACAUAUAAUAUGUAUGCGUUUAUCAUACUCGUUCAGCUGUUACACUGCUUUUGACCAUCCCCUCUUUUUGUUUGCCCAUUUAAAUUCACUGUGGUUUCAAGUGCUUAAUCGUAGAAGUGUAUGUUAAGAUUAGAUAAAAAGAAAAUGUAUAAGUGAUGGAUUUGAAAUAUAAAUUUGCUGUUGAAACAGUUUCAGUUUUUUUAAAGCUAAAAAUGUAUAUACAAAAAUAAAAUAUAAAAAAUGUUUAAGUGUAUUUCUAUGUUACUGAAUAGGACACUUUUGUUUCUGAUGCAACAACCACGGUGGCUUUGAAAAAGAUAUUUUUACUAUGAAGCGGUGGGGAAGAGUGAAUGUGAUGUUAUAUGGUAUUUAUUCCAUUAUUGACUUGUAGUUGAAAAUGUGUAUAAAUUAAACAAUCUUACAUUUUUC